Molecule: messenger RNA, 813 nt
Organism: Colletotrichum phormii
Lineage: Eukaryota; Fungi; Ascomycota; Sordariomycetes; Glomerellales; Glomerellaceae
Exons: 1
Coding region: 272-694 (140 amino acids)
Source: RefSeq, a predicted model, not a curated record
GCCGGUAGUGAUGAUGAUGGUGGUCGUAGAGGGGGAGGUCCGACGUCUUAUCGCCGAUGGAAAGGAUGCAAGUCCAGGUUUCUGCAAGGUAACCUUUCAUGUGUCGCAAUGGGAACGCAAGGCGCAGUGUUGAGUCAAGUUUUCCUGCAGUAGGUGGACGAAGGUCCGAGUAAACGAUAGGCGGGCAAGCUUCGAGAGAUCGUAGGUAAGUAAGGUAGGUAAGAUAAUAAACAGGAAAAAAAAGAGACGUAGUAGACGGAGGAAGAGGGGGAUGGGGGUCAAGUCUUGUAAGGUGAUAAUCAGAAGCAAGAAGUGGGAAACGCACAGUCUUACAGCAAAUGAGAGGCAAGGCGGCGGGAUGUUAAAACAAGAAAUGAAUGCGAAUCAACAAGAGACAGACAGACACACGGCCGAUGGUCUGCCAAGGCAGGGGUGGUCUUGGACUUGGAGGGGAGUGACAACAACAACAACACUUUUCUGUAUCCGUAUCUGUAUCGUUAUCAUCCACUCUUUCUCUUUUUUUGCUUUCCUCACUCCCCUCUAUGCGCUGCCGGACGCUCUCUCUCUCUCUCUCUCUCUCUGCCUCUCACUCCCAGUCUCCCACUCAGUUCACGUGUUGGGCUGGACCUGGGGCCUUUGGGCUUGGCCAUUUCAACGAAGGGGGCCCCCUUCUGACUGGACCAGUGGACAGUGACGGGAUAAGACAUCCACGGGAUAGGACAGGACGAGGAGGCCGCAGAGGAAGGCAUGUCCACUUUGUUGGUGUACCCCUCGUCCUAGCCGCAGGCGACAUGCAACAAGGCACCGGGGGGG